Molecule: messenger RNA, 1275 nt
Organism: Branchiostoma floridae (Florida lancelet)
Lineage: Eukaryota; Metazoa; Chordata; Leptocardii; Amphioxiformes; Branchiostomatidae
Product: calmodulin-like protein 4
Exons: 5
Coding region: 161-622 (153 amino acids)
Cellular component (GO): myosin II complex
Molecular function (GO): calcium ion binding
Source: RefSeq, a predicted model, not a curated record
UCUUUUUUGACACCAGCAUCCGAGACAUCAUCAGUUAUCAUAUGGAUGCUUUAUUGAAUGGAUUUUGAUACAUCAAUGCGAAGUUUAAAUAUCAAUUGAAGCAAUUAACUUGUUGUUUGUUUUUGGUAAAUUCAACUUUGACCUCCAGCUUGAUUUCAAAAUGGCGCAGUUUCUAUCGCAGGAACAGAUUAAUGAGUUCAAGGAAUGUUUCUCCUUGUACGACAAACAGCACAACAACCGUAUCAAUACGCGGGACCUGAAGACUGUGAUGCGGUCCCUCGGACUGGCUGUCACCGAGGGGGAAGUAACGACUUACAUUAAGGAGUUUGACAAAGGCAGGAAAGGUUACAUCAACUUCUCGGACUUCCUGUCCAUCAUGCACCAGCAGCUGGAGAAGGAGGACCCUGCUAAGGAGAUCCUCGAUGCUCUGAAGUACACGGACAGACAGGGGCGGGGCUUUGUCAUGGCAACAGAACUCAGGCACUGUCUGACCAAAACUGGGGAGAGACUCACAGAUCGAGAAGUUGACCACAUGUUACGGGAGGCAAACAUCCAGCCCAAGGGUGUGGUGAAGUACCCAGAGUUUGUGAAACAGAUCACACUACCUCUGCCUGACUACUGAGCAAACCAGCUCACAUGGAGGAUGCAUGGCUCCCAGAUGAUUCAAUAAUCAGCAAAAUUCAAUAGUGGUUGACAAUAGGGUAGAACCAUUGCUAGAGAUUUAAGAUGAUGGUAACUUAUAAUUGAUGUGAAUUUUACUUACUGAAACCUAAGGUAAAACCAUUGGGUAUUUUGAAUGUGUAAUUGUAGUUUUAGGCUUUGAAGCUUUUUAUUUGUUAAAUAUUGUGAUGUGUGGCACAUGAAAUUAGAAACCUGAUCUGUUUGACAACCAGCCUCUGCCUUUUACAGGCACAAGUUCAACGUAAUUGUGUGAUAAUGUAGCAUUACUGUUCAGAUUAGUAUGGACCAACUUCAGCACAUUCCCAAUUGUAUUGUAAUUAAGUAUGCUUUCCUGGAACCUAUAUCUUUACUAGCCUUUGCACUUUGCACAUCUUGCUGUGGGAUGUGGCUAAUAUUUCUCUAUAUGUAAAUUGUCCAAGUUUAUACUGAAUCUGUUGUUAGCUAUAGAUGAUGAUAUAUAGAAUUGGGUAAAAUUUACUAUGCAAGCCACAUGUAACAACAUAGAAGUUACGUAUCAAACAAUAAGCAUUGUAAGAUAAAGUAUGCACGCAUAUUACCUACAGGUCAAAAAUGAUUAAAAUGUAUUCAUCCCUU